ACCAAGAAAAUAGGACCAAAAGAAAUGAUUCAUUCCUUAAAAUUUUACAAUAAUGUUAUAUAAACACAAAUUUUAAAAACAAAGUUGAUAAAUAUACCAUUUUACAAUUUUCUUUCAUCCCCAUGUGUUAGUUUACAAUUUUCUUUCUUUCAUCCCACAUAUGGCUUCAUCCCCAUCUUCUUUCAACCAUGGAUAUGUUUACCAUGUUUUCUUAAGCUUUAGAGGCGAAGAUACGCGCGAAACAUUUACCGGCCAUCUUUACAAUGCUCUUGAUCAAAGGGGAAUCAACACCUUCAUAGAUGAUGAAGGGUUAAGGAUAGGAGAAGAGAUUUCACAAUCACUUCUUAAAGCAAUAGAUGAGUCAAGGAUUUCAAUCAUAAUAUUUUCAAAGAACUAUGCUAAUUCCACUUGGUGCCUUGAUGAACUUGUAAAGAUUCUUGAGUGUAAGAAAGAGAAAGAACAAGUUGUUUGUUCAGUUUUUUAUAACAUUAGUCCAUCAGAUGUGAGGCAUCAGAGAGGAAGUUAUCAAGAAGCAUUUGAUAUGCUUGAAGAAAAAUUUGAAGAUAAUAAAGAGAAGGUGAAGAAAUGGAGGAUGGCUUUGACCGAAGCUGCAAACCUUUCUGGAUGGCAUUUUAGUAAUGGGAAGUAUCUCGGGAAUAUUGUUUAG
Messenger RNA from Trifolium pratense (red clover), 667 nucleotides. Its product is annotated as disease resistance protein Roq1-like. Gene Ontology annotation, biological process: signal transduction. The coding region runs from base 161 to 667 and encodes 168 amino acids. The transcript has 2 exons. Lineage: Eukaryota; Viridiplantae; Streptophyta; Magnoliopsida; Fabales; Fabaceae. The record is from RefSeq and is a predicted model, not a curated record.